GACAUGAGGCUAUUCUGAUGUAGCACAGGCUUGCCACUAGCAUGGAUCACACUGUUUCUCUAGCUAAAUAUCUAUGCGUUUCCCUCGUAUUUUGCAUGCAGAUUUUGAGUUUGUUUGGAGAUUCAGAUGUGGGAGUUCGAAGAGGUGGAAGGCUUCACUGGGUGGGUACUCAUCACUUAGCACGUCAAGGAGUUCAGCCCUCCAUUGAGCCUUCAGACAGGCAGAAUGACUCCCCUUUUCCUGGAGGGGUCAUGGAUCGCAUUGAUGGCGACCGGAUUCUCCAAGGCUUUGGAGGGUUUGGAGGAUUUCCAAGGCAGAAAUUUGUGAACAGAGACCGUAGAGUGCGCUUUGGUCAGUUCAACUCAGACACACAUGGCUGUAAUGAUAUCCAAACCAGGAGCUGCAGAGUCCAUUCUAACUGUACAGGCUGCUUGGGUCUGUACACUUGUAACGUGGACCUUGGAAAGUGCCAACUGAAGGGACUGUCUCGUAGGACAGAUGGUUUCUCCCAGUCUCUGAGAGAUGCUUGGUAGAGAAGACCACCAAAUCAAUGAUGUCAGUGUCCUAGAAAUGUUGUUAGUUCUUAAGACAUGUGGCUAUACUUUCCCUUACUUGAAAUAAAAAAAAAAUGGCAAUUGUACAUGUAAAAUCUUAAACCAUUACUGCAUUACUGAAGAAACAUUAUGUUUGUGUUUGUUCUGAUAAUUUGACAAAAAGACACUUCCUCAUGGGCACAUUCUUCUUGAAACUAAAUAUAUUUGCUCCUGGCUAAAACGUGGUAUCAGCACAUUAAACUCACUUCUCUCUCUGCAAAAAAGGAAAGUAAAUACACACAAAGAUGCCAAACAGACACUGUCUAUACUUGCACCCUUGUAAGAUCUGGAUAAGAGCGUCUGCUAAAUGACGAAAUGUAAAUGUAAGAGCGAAAAUGAAAACCAAGGCCUUUUUUCCCAUUGUGUGGCAAAAGAGGAACCAGUCAUUGGGCAAUUCAGGCAUAUAUACAACAGGACUUUAUAGAAACCACACACUUCAAACAUCCACAAUACCAACCUGUUUAAACCUCUGCAGGAAAAUCUACCAAAGCGAACAGCAUGUCUUCUCUUAUUUGGAAAACUGUCUUCACAUUGCUUCUGUUUGGCCACUACACGGCCACAGGAAGAGAGACUGGAUUUGAGAUGUGUGUCACGUCAAGAAAAGGAAUAAAAGACCUCUCAAAUCAAAACCUUACCAAGAUUCCUUCAAAUUUACCAAAAAACAUUGAAUAUUUAGAUGUCUCUGGUAACAAAAUAUUACACAUUGAUGGAGCUCCAUUUGUUGGAUUAUCUCACCUUUGUUUACUGAAGGCAACUUUCUGUGGUCUCAAACUAAUAGCUCCAAAUGCAUUUGACCACACACCUGGGAUCAAGGUCCUGAACAUUUCACACAACUCUUUGUCAGUCAUUCCCGAUCUGUCUUUGCCCCAACUCAACAUCCUCGAUUUGACGAGGAACAUCUAUGAAAGCUGCCAACUACCAAUCACCUUUCAAAACCUAACAAACUUGUUCUUCCUUGCCUUAGGGAGCAAUAAUGCUAUUUCUGUGAAUAUCGACGACUUUGAUUGGCUGAGAAACAAAUCGUUGAAACAUCUCACUUUGGAAACAGGAAACAAGUGGCAGGGAUAUGACUCUGGCUCUCUUGCAAGGCUCAAGUCACUUGAGGAAAUUACCUUAACUGUUUCUUAUUGUGAACAGGGUGACAUUUACAAGAGCAUACUCGUAGAUUUGAAUGAAACACAAACAGCUAGACUAACAAUUGUCCGGUUACUUUCUCAACAUUGCAAUGUCUCUGGUGAUCCAUUUGAAAACUUUAAAACAAUGAGAUUCAUAAGAAAUCUCACAAUUGUCGACACUUGGAUUGAUAGCUCAGUUAUGGUUAAAUUGAUGAAUAACGUGAUUCUAUCAAAGCUGCAGCAGGUGGCAUUUGUCAAUAUCACUUAUAAUGAAGACACACCAGAUGGCUUUCAGUUACCUUCAAUAAACCACACGAGGAACUUGCAAUCACUCAUUUUCAACGGUGUGCACCAUUAUCAAUACAGAUACCCAAUAAUAAAUGUGAGUUUAGACAAUCUCUCGAACUUGUUGUACUUAAAGUUCUCUGGCACUGGAAUGAACAUUUCACCAUGUAACCUCAUAUCUGAUCUCCCUUUACUGGAAACACUGGAUGUUUCGGACAAUCUCUUAGAUGAUACAGGGUUUUGGUGGCCUUCUUGUUCUUAUACAUCGGUCUUUCCCAAACUGACACACUUGUCUCUGAGCCACAAUCGUUUCGAAAAUCUAGCCUUCAUUUCAGCUAAAACCCGCCAGAUGAAAGCCCUUCAAUCUCUUGACCUCAGCUUCAACUCCAUCCAGAUCCACGAUAAGUGCAGAUGGCCUGCUCACCUGACUCGGUUGAGUCUCAGGCACAACAACCUGGGCAAUGAUGUUUUCAAAUACCUGUCUCCGCACUUGGAGUGGAUUGACCUGUCAAAGACAGGCAUCACGAUCAUAACCAGGGAGGCCCUCCUGCCAUUCCCUAGACUGACACACCUCCUGCUGAGCUACAACAGUAUCAAGGUCCUCCCUGUGAACAUCCAUGCUCCAAAACUGCUCACUCUACAUGUGGAUGAAAACGCCAUCACCUCCAUCUCAAAGGAGAACUUUGGGGCGUUUCCCAAACUACAGGCCCUCAAGGCCGGGAACAAUCCAUUUAGUUGCACCUGUGACUCUUACUGGCUUGUGAAUUACCUGAACAAGUCUAUGCUCACUGACUGGCCUUUGGACUAUGUAUGCAACUUCCCUCCAUCACUGACGGGUUUACCAUUAGACAGGUAUGUGCCUGGCGAGGUAUCAUGUCAAAUGUGGCUUCAAGCAACCAUAGCCAUUCCUGUGACAUUCGUCAUCAUUGGCAUCCUGGGCCUCACCUUCCAUGUCUGCGAUGGUGUCUGGUACACAAAGAUGCUGUGGGUGUGGAUCCGAGUGAAACGGAGAGGCAGAAAGAAGGCGGACAGGUUGAAAAACGUGUCUUUUCGCUACCAUGCUUUCGUCUCUUACAGCAACAAGGACUCUUCCUGGGUCGACAGCCAGUUGGUGCCAUCUCUUGAAGGUGUUGGCCUGUCCCUCUGCAUUCACGAGCGUGACUUUGUCCCUGGCGAGUGGAUCAUGGAUAACAUCAUCAACUCUUUGGAGGCCAGCUACAAGACACUAUUUGUGCUCUCCAAAAGCUUUGUCCAAAGUGAGUGGUGCAACUACGAGUUGGUCUUUGCCCAGCAUAAGGAAAUCAGUGUGCAUCAAGACUCCUUAGUCUUUAUCGUACUGGAACCAAUCCCACCUGAGUCCCUGCCCAAAAAGUUUCUUAAACUGCGAAAUUUACUGAGAAAGCAGACAUACCUGGAGUGGCCGAAGGAUGAGUGUAAGAGGUACUUUUUCUGGUCAAGCAUCAAAUCAAUGUUGCAAACUGGAGACAGAAAUAUGGUGCUAAAGGAUGUAGCUGAAGGCAUAGCAGACACCUUACCUCUGCUGAUAGAUGAAGUUUGAGAGUGGUACUCACAAAAACAAUUACAUCAACCAAUAGGUUGAAUUACUUCAAUACAUAGAGAUAAUUUAGAUAUUUUACUUGUUAUUGAGACUUGUGUUGUUUUAAGUGUGCAUGCUGUGUUUGUUUAACCGUGUACAGUGUAUCUGACUAAUGAACAAAAUAAAGA
Hypomesus transpacificus is the source of this 3718-nucleotide messenger RNA. Its product is annotated as toll-like receptor 2. NCBI's taxonomy places the organism in Eukaryota, Metazoa, Chordata, Actinopteri, Osmeriformes, Osmeridae. Gene Ontology annotation, cellular component: membrane. The transcript is spliced from 4 exons. Gene Ontology annotation, biological process: immune response; toll-like receptor signaling pathway; inflammatory response. The record is from RefSeq and is a predicted model, not a curated record. The coding region runs from base 1092 to 3551 and encodes 819 amino acids. Gene Ontology annotation, molecular function: protein binding; transmembrane signaling receptor activity.